CUGCCUUGAGUCCUUAGCCCUGUGUGUCCUUAGUUUGUUGAGUCCUGUGAUGGGAAAGAAUAGUUACUGAUCCUUGACUAGGCGCUUCCUUCUUGUUACCUUGGAGGACAAGGCACAGAGCUGUGAGAAUGUCCCAGGUCAUGUGGCUCUUAGCAGGACUGGAACCCAGUCCUGAGAGGUGCCAGCAGAGUCUAGAACCUGGAGGCAUUCCUGGAGCAGGGGGAAGAUGGGCCCUGCCAGUCACACAGCAGACAGAAAAGCAGGGUGGGCCCCGCACUGGCUGCAGUUCCAGGAGUUGUGGUGGGAAAGGAGCACCUUAGGUUGGGAUGGAGGAUCCCAGUUGUAGGAGACGUGUCUCAGGGAAGUUGGCGAACAGCAAGGGCAUGGCAGGACUUGGCCGAGUGAGGCCAGUUUAGAUGUAUGGGGGACCCUAGCGCUGGAGCCCUAUAGUGUCUGGGGUAAAAAAAAACCCUGAGCUGGGAGGGAAGACCUUGGGUUCCAGAGCAUCUGGCUGGGCACCCUUGGAUAAGUCAUAUACAUGACGGACAUCAGAAGGGCCGGUUACUGUGGACUUCCCCAGGGGAGCCUGCCAAGGGGCCUGGAGGGGGUCUUCAGGUGGUAGAGGGAGAGUCUGAGGAUGGAGGCUGUAGUGUGGGGAUGCUUCCUGAAAGAGGUAGGGGUUUUCGGGAAUGGGAAUGCUCCAUGGGGAGGAUGGGACCUGGGUCCUCAUCUUGCCCUGCCAGGUGGAAUGCUAUGGAAUAUGAUGAGAAGCUGGCCCGGUUCCGGCAGGCCCACCUCAACCCCUUCAACAAGGAUCUGGGGCCAAGGCAGCAUGAGCAGGGACCUAGUGAGGAGUCCCUGGACAUUUCUUCUGAAGGGUCUGUUCCUGGCCUCCGAUGUUCAGCAACUACAGCAGGCAAUUGAGGAAUGCAAGCAGGUGAUCCUGGAGCUGCCUGAGCAGUUGGAGAAGCAGAAGGAUGCAGUGGUGAGGCUCAUCCACCUGCGGCUGAAGCUCCAGGAGCUGAAGGACCCCAAUGAGGAUGAGCCCAACAUUAGGGUCCUUCUUGAGCACCGCUUCUACAAGGAGAAGAGCAAGAGUGUCAAGCAAACCUGGGCUCGUGGAUUUGUGUCCAAAAUAUGUACCACCUUCAACCUCUGUGACAUGGCCAUGGACUGGAUUGCUGAAGGGAAUGCCAAAAAUCUCAGAAAAAUCAGAAAUUUGUGUGACCAGUAA
Messenger RNA from Ictidomys tridecemlineatus (thirteen-lined ground squirrel), 1234 nucleotides. Lineage: Eukaryota; Metazoa; Chordata; Mammalia; Rodentia; Sciuridae. The record is from RefSeq and is a predicted model, not a curated record.